Molecule: messenger RNA, 1436 nt
Organism: Photinus pyralis (common eastern firefly)
Lineage: Eukaryota; Metazoa; Arthropoda; Insecta; Coleoptera; Lampyridae
Gene: Paics
Product: multifunctional protein ADE2
Exons: 5
Coding region: 136-1401 (421 amino acids)
Biological process (GO): 'de novo' IMP biosynthetic process
Molecular function (GO): phosphoribosylaminoimidazolesuccinocarboxamide synthase activity
Source: RefSeq, a predicted model, not a curated record
UGCGUAAUGCUGACGCAUGCGUUUGUUUUCCCUCCAUUCGCACAUUGUGCACCCUAUAAACUAUCAAGUUUUGUUUUCUAUUAAUUAUUCACUUUUCAUUUGUUAUUAAGGUAAAGCGUUUGAUAGUCUUUCGUCAUGGCAACCGUCGGCGAUUAUAAACUGGGCACCUUGAUAAUUGAAGGUAAAACCAAGCAAGUGUACGACUUGCCUCAAGUUCCCGGCCACGCUAUUCUUGUAAGUAAGGAUCGUAUCACCGCAGGAGAUGGGGUUAAGUCUCACGCUUUGGAAGGCAAGGCUGUUAUAUCGAAUAAAACGAAUGCCAAAGUGUUUGAAAUCCUCAAUUGCGCAGGCAUAAAAACCGCAUUUGUAAAAAUCGCGACCGACAACUCUUUUAUUGCGAAAAAAUGUGCGAUGAUCCCAAUAGAAUGGGUUACGAGACGUUUAGCAACCGGUUCGUUCUUGAAGCGUCACACCGGCGUCCCUGAAGGUUAUCGCUUUUAUCCUCCAAAAUUUGAGACGUUUUAUAAGGAUGAUGCAAACCACGAUCCUCAAUGGUCAGAAGAACAAAUCGUGUCCGCCGAGUUCAAGGUUAACGGCCUAACUAUUGGACAAACGGAAUAUGAAAUAAUGAGGAAAAUGAGCAUUCUUAUUUUUGAAAUACUUGAAAAGGCAUGGGCCACACGUAACUGUGCUCUUAUCGAUAUGAAAGUUGAAUAUGGGGUGGACGAAAAUGGUGAAAUUCUCCUGGCCGACAUUAUUGACUCGGACAGUUGGCGAUUGUGGCCUUCUGGUGACAAACGAUUAAUGGUCGACAAACAAGUGUACCGUAAUCUACAAUCGGUAACUCAGUCAGACUUGGACACUGUGAAACGUAACUUCGAAUUGGUUAGGGAGCAAUUGGAUCAUUUAAUACCCAAAAAUGAUAACAUGGUCGUUAUAUUAAUGGGAAGUCCGUCAGAUUCCGAUCAUUGUAAUAACAUUAAAAAACAUUGCACGGCUCUUGGCAUAAAUGUGGAUAUACGUGUUGCCUCAGCUCACAAAUCGACCGAGGAAACCUUGAAGAUCGUCAAAUAUUAUGAAUCGUUGCCUUUACAAGUUGUCUUUAUAGCCGUCGCCGGACGUUCAAACGGUCUGGGACCAGUUCUAUCGGCAAACUGCACGUCGCCUGUUAUUAACUGUCCUCCUGUUAAAAUGGACAAUGUAGACAAAGAUAUAUGGUCGAGCUUAAAUGUGCCGUCGGGUCUGGGUUGCAGCACAGUUAUGUAUCCUGAAGCAGCCGCUUUAAAUGCGGCCCAAAUGCUCGCUUUGAACAAUUACAUGAUUUGGAGUAAAUUAAGAGUCAGGUUGUUUGAUAAUUGUACUUCAAUCGUUAAAGCUGAUCAGAAAAUUCAGAAGGCUUAAUAAGUUGUGUUUAGAAUAAAUAUUUUGUUAUUGCA